Messenger RNA from Mesitornis unicolor (brown roatelo), 3392 nucleotides. It is a transcript of the gene ATP10B, whose product is annotated as ATPase, class V, type 10B. Gene Ontology annotation, cellular component: plasma membrane. Gene Ontology annotation, biological process: phospholipid translocation. The record is from RefSeq and is a predicted model, not a curated record. NCBI's taxonomy places the organism in Eukaryota, Metazoa, Chordata, Aves, Mesitornithiformes, Mesitornithidae. The annotation marks the transcript as partial. The transcript has 16 exons. Gene Ontology annotation, molecular function: magnesium ion binding; ATP hydrolysis activity; ATPase-coupled intramembrane lipid carrier activity.
GGCACGGCAUUUGGACAGGAAACUUCUCAGAGCAUCCCCCUUACGAUGUCCCAGAUGAGAACGGCAAUUUUCUGUCUCCGGUUCUUGCUGGUUUCUACAUGUUCUUGACAAUGAUAAUCCUGUUGCAGGUUUUAAUCCCCACUUCCCUUUAUAUGUCCAUUGAGCUGGUCAAGCUGGGCCAAGUCUUCUUAAUUCACAAUGACAUUGACCUGUACGAUGAAGCAGCAGAUUUGCCCAUACAGUGCCAUGCCCUAAAUAUAACAGAAGAUCUCGGACAAAUCCAGUACAUCUUCUCAGACAAAACUGGGACGCUAACCGAAAACAAAAUGGUAUUCCGACGGUGCACGGUCAAUGGAAUCGAGUUUUCACAUCGGGAAAAUGCCAGGCGCCUGGAAACCCACAAAGAGUUGGAUUUCGGCGAUGAGGACUUUGCAAAACUCCAACACUUCACUCUUCCCCCCAUGAACACGGAGAGACCGGCCGCGUACAAGCAGAGGACUGUGAGACCUUUAAGGAGGUGCCAAAGUGCCAGGGCUCAUUUUCAAGGGCACACAAGGAACAGGUCACUCGGUCGUCGCGACAGCAACCAGUCCCAAGUGGCGUUCAGCAGCACCAUCGAGAAGGAUGUGACUCCCGACAGCAGACUGCUGAGGAGAGUGAGAGAAGCUGCACUGCAGGCUGAAAAUCUUUCUCCUUUUACGCAUACCAAGACCUCCACAUCCCUCACUGACUUCUUUCUUGCCCUUGCCAUCUGCAAUACGGUCCUGGUCUCCACAGCUACCGAGCCAAGACAAAGGGUCACAGUCCCACCACCAAUAAAACCUUCAGGAAUCAGCCUGGAGAAGAUCCAUCAGAUCUUCCAACGGCUAAAGCUAGCAAGCCUCAGUCAGUCCUUCUCAUCCUCCCAGUCCAGUUCAGAGCUUGGCGCCAGCUUCAGCGCCAUGAGCCCGGAGCAGCAUCUCGCUGAGCUGGAUUGCUGUGACAACGACGACGACUGCAGUGCCGGUGGCAGAGGCAAUGCCCUCCAGGGCAAAGCCGGCGCAGAUCUUGGUGGCGCGUCCUUGGAUGAGGUUUUCAAAUCCAUGACUAACGGCUCUUUGCCUGCAGACUUUUGCUACGAGGCCGAGAGCCCGGACGAGGCGGCGCUCGUCUACGCUGCCCAGGCGUACAGCUUUACUGUGGUGUCCCGGACACCCAAACAGGUCACCGUGCGGCUGCCACAGGGCACGCUGCUGACGUUCGAUAUCCUCUACACUUUGGGAUUCGACUUGGUCAGGAAGAGGAUGUCCGUAGUGGUGAGGCACCCCCUAACCAAGGAGAUCGUUGUCUACACUAAAGGAGCUGACUCUGUUAUCAUGGACUUGCUGGAAGACCCUGCCAAAGCUGACAUUAGUGCACAGAAGAGAAUGAAAAGAAUAAAAGAAAAAACCCAGAAGCAUCUGGACUGCUAUGCCCGGGAUGGCCUGCGAACUUUGUGCAUAGCUAAGAAGGUCUUGAGUGAGGACGACUUUCAGAAAUGGGCCAAUUUUCGUCGGGAGGCAGAAGCCGCGAUUGACAACAGAGAUGAACUGCUAUUGGAGACAGCGCAGCACCUGGAGACCAAACUCACCUUGCUGGGAGCGACGGGGAUCGAGGAUCGGCUGCAGGACGGGGUUCCCGACACCAUCGCGGCCCUUCGAGAAGCCGGGAUACAAAUCUGGGUGCUGACAGGAGACAAACAGGAAACAGCCGUCAACAUCGCGUAUUCCUGCAAACUCCUGAAGCAGAGAGACACUGUCUUCACCAUUAACACUGAAAAUAAGGAAACAUGCGAAUCUCUCUUGAAUUUAACCUUGGAAGAGGUGAGGAAGAACUACGAGGUUGAAAAACCCCGGAAGAAAUUUCUUGGCCUCAUCCCAACGCCUUCCUCAGCCCCGGAGGCGCCCAGUCCCGAAUUCGGGCUGGUGGUCGACGGGCGGACGCUGACCAUCAUCUUCCAGGGGGGCCUGGAGGAGAAGUUCCUGGCGCUGAGCAGGCACUGCCAAGCGGUGGUGUGCUGCCGCUCCACCCCCUUGCAGAAGAGCAUGGUGGUCAAGCUCGUCCGGAGACAGCUUCGAGUGAUGACUCUCUCCAUAGGCGAUGGUGCAAAUGAUGUCAGUAUGAUUCAGGCAGCUGAUGUUGGGAUUGGGAUAUCUGGCCAAGAAGGCAUGCAGGCUGUGAUGGCCAGUGACUUUGCAAUAUCCCGAUUUAAGCACCUCAAAAAGCUGCUUCUCGUCCACGGACAUUGGUGCUACGCUCGCCUGGCAAAGAUGGUGAUUUACUUUUUCUACAAAAAUGUGAGCUACGUCAACCUGCUCUUCUGGUACCAGUUCUUCUGUGGUUUCUCAGGCAGCAUCAUGAUAGAUUACUGGCAGAUGAUUUUCUUCAAUCUCUUCUUCACCUCCAUGCCCCCUCUUCUCUUUGGAGUCCUGGACAGGGACGUUUCUGCAGAAACCCUUCUAGGUUUGCCCGGAUUGUACAAGAACGGACGAAAUUCAGAGAUAUACAAGCUGUCAACUUUUAUUAUUACAAUGUUGGACGCCUUCUAUCAGAGCCUCAUUUGCUUCUUUGUUCCCUAUUUGACGUACAAGGACUCUGACAUAGACCUGCUUUCCUUCGGAAACCCCAUCAACACCAUCUCCCUCCUGACCAUUCUCCUGCACCAGGCUCUAGAAAUGAAAACGUGGACCCUGUUCCACCUGGCCACGAUGGUCGGCAGCGUCAUCUUUUACCUCGUCUUCUCCCUGACCUACAACGCCACCUGCGUGGUCUGCAGCCCCCCCGCCAGCCCCUACUGGAUCAUGGAGAAGCAGCUUUCGGACCCCACCUUCUACCUCCUGUGCCUCAUUACCCCAGUCAUCGCCCUCCUGCCGAGGUUCUUUAUUUUUGCUCUACGGGGAACCUUUGGAGCAUCUCUGAUUCUGCAAGCACAGCAGCUAGAUAAACUUCCCAAAGGGCAACGGGAUCUCGAAAUCCAGAAACUGAGCUCAAGGAAGCAAACUGCUCCUGGUGCACCUGUGGCAUCAGCUGCAUCUAACGAUGACCUCGACCAAACCAGCAGCCACUUGUGUGUGUCGCCGUUCUUACACCCGGUGGCAGCAGCUGUGUCUCAUGGGGACACAGCAAGGCAGGGACUUUCUGCCUCUGAAGCGAAUCCUCUCAGGAACUGGACACCAGAAGAAGGCUGCUAUUUCUAUAACAGGUGGGCAGAGGAGGAAUCCGCUGCCACAGACCCUGCAGCAGGGCCUUCCUUGGGCCAUUGCCCCCUGGUACCCAGCAGGGUGACAACUGCACAGGAUAAACUGGCUAAAGAUAACGCCAGCAAUUUUAACCACGGCAGCCACCGGCGAUCUGUGAGCGCAGUGACGCUCUGA